This is a messenger RNA of Zea mays, 306 nucleotides long. NCBI's taxonomy places the organism in Eukaryota, Viridiplantae, Streptophyta, Magnoliopsida, Poales, Poaceae. The record is from the annotation of a RefSeq genome assembly.
AUGGAAAAUCCCAAUAAAUCCAUAAAUAGAACAACUGAAAAGAUACAAAACAUGGCAAACACUCCAUACUCCUCAUGGUCGGAUUAUUCUUCAAGGUCGGACUUACCCAAAACUACAGCAAUAUCAAACAUAUGUUGCAAACUGAUGAAGAGAGCAUUCUUAACAGCUUUGCUAAAAUCAACAUGUAUAAGCAAUCUUUACUUGCUAAGAAGCUGUGCGAUAGAGUUUUCCAUAAUGAAUAUAAAGUAUUACCACAAAUGGAAUACACCAAUGAGACUGCUUUCAGUUACUAUACUAUAUAGAUAG